Messenger RNA from Beauveria bassiana ARSEF 2860, 645 nucleotides. RefSeq lists its product as uncharacterized. The transcript has a single exon. Lineage: Eukaryota; Fungi; Ascomycota; Sordariomycetes; Hypocreales; Cordycipitaceae. The record is from RefSeq and is a predicted model, not a curated record. The coding region runs from base 1 to 645 and encodes 214 amino acids.
AUGUACAAAAUUGAGGCACAUGAAGUCACGGGGUUUCUGAGUUUAGUGCUCUAUCUUUCGUUUCAGCGUCUAUGCAUCACCAUCAGACACGCAGACUUUUGGUUCUGGGAGAACGAUGCACCCCUCCGGUUUGAAUCGCAAUGGAUACCGCGUCUUUGCGCCGUGUUGCCCUCGGCGGUGCGUGAGGUCGUUAUUGAGAUGGAAACGGUCAGCCGCAAGGCCGCGCAGCUAGACGAAAUAGCGAAGCAAAUGGCGCAGAAUUGGCACUUUCGAAUCAGGGACGGGGAGCGCUUGUUCGCCGACUCAACGCCGAAUGGCCACGAAGUGAGUCGCUGGCGUGGCUCCUCCUCGUGGCACAAUCAGAGAUGGAUCAGGAAUGAGAUCAGCGACGGAAUCAUCGAGUACUAUGUCGGUGCCGUACGAUUUCAGCCAAGGCAUGCAAUUGAGAAAGCCGGUGGGAAAGUCAGUGACGAGGCUCUGCAGGCUGCCGCGUCAGAAACUUUUAUGGUGCCCGAAAAGCUGCAUCUCCCGGAUGCGGAGCCCAUGCAGUGCGUUCAAGCGUAUGUCCCAACGGAUACAGAGGACCUUUCCGCCGUCGUCACCUCCGCCGCAGAAGAAGACGCCACAGCUAGGAACAUGGCUUGA